Molecule: messenger RNA, 782 nt
Organism: Gekko japonicus
Lineage: Eukaryota; Metazoa; Chordata; Lepidosauria; Squamata; Gekkonidae
Gene: N4BP2L1
Product: NEDD4 binding protein 2-like 1
Exons: 6
Coding region: 1-678 (225 amino acids)
Source: RefSeq, a predicted model, not a curated record
AUGGUGGCAACGAGUGAAGUGGCGAGUGAAAGCAGCAAGAAGGCGCAACAUCAUCAGCAGUGGACCGGGCGACGGCAGAGGCGGAGCCAGAAGGCCCUCCUGUCUUCCACCUCCUCUGGAGUUUGUUUGCUCAGUUUCAGGCAACUGAAGCGUGAAUUUCCCAGUGCCGUGAUUUUCAGCACUGAUGACUAUUUCACAGAGGAUGGCACGUACAUAUUUGAUCCUGAUUGCCUGGAAGAUGCCCACAGGUGGAACCAGAAAAGAGCACGUAAAGCAAUGAAGAAUGGAAAAUCCCCCGUUAUUAUUGAUAAUACCAACAUCCACGCUUGGGAAAUGAAGCCAUAUGUGAUAAUGGCACUUGAAAACAACUAUGAAGUUAUAUUUCGAGAGCCAGAUACACGCUGGAAAUUCAAUGUUCGUGAACUAACAAGACACAAUAGCCAUGGUGUUCCAAGAGAAACAAUAAAGCGGAUGAAAGAGCAGUAUGAACAUGAUGUUACAUUUCAAAUUGUGCUUCAUUGUGAAGAACCAGGUAGACAUGUCAACCGGUCCCAUGGCACUCGCAACACCGGAGACUUUUCCAAUCCAAGUUCAGCAUUCUCCAACAGAAGAGCUCACACCCACUCCACAAAUGAAAUAUCAUAUAGUAGGAGACGUGAUUUCCACAGCGUCUUUUAGCAUUUUUACCAAGGUGUAUAUGAUUUCAUUUUAUGUUUUUAGCAAUUUUUACUCUUUUUACUGAUACAAUGUACAAAUAUAAAUCAGGGCAAUAAAUAUCUUUA